Messenger RNA from Plasmodium vivax (malaria parasite P. vivax), 1001 nucleotides. RefSeq lists its product as hypothetical. The record is from RefSeq and is a predicted model, not a curated record. NCBI's taxonomy places the organism in Eukaryota, Apicomplexa, Aconoidasida, Haemosporida, Plasmodiidae. The transcript has 7 exons. The coding region runs from base 48 to 1001 and encodes 317 amino acids.
CAUGUUGCCAAGUACGUGGGUAAAGUUUUGUCCAUCCAUAUGUUUACAUGUCCAUUCCCCAAUAUAUCGAAAUUUUGAAAAAUCCUCGUGUCAACCUGAGAAACGUCCCAAUUUGUACAUAUACGCACGCAAAAAAGAGAAAAAAAAAACUCGCACAUCUGAAGAGGCAAAUACAUACUCUCCCCCACCCCUUAGUCAGUCACUUCCUCAAAAUGGACCAAGGGGUGGAAAAACUGCUGAACCAAAUCAACGACCUGGAGUCCAAGAACCGGUUGAUUUGCAUGCAAAUCGAGGAGAUGAAAACCACUGAAAAGGAGUUGCAGAAAAGUGAGAAGGAGCUCGUGUCAGACAUAGAGAGCAUCUGCAAGCAGCUGAAAAGUAUGGAAAAGGAGGAAAUCGAAUUGAAUAACGACAUUACCCGCGUUAACCUGAUAUGCAAAAAUGUGGAAGCGACUCUGCACAACGAAUUUGUGAAGGUCGAAAUAGCAGCCCAAAAAAUCAAUCAAGUGUAUUGCCAUGAAGAAAGUGAAAAGAACAUCAACACCGAUUUGGGCAAAAGCACCGACAAGGUGAAGGACUGUCUAAACAAAAUGAACCAUUCCAAUGAAGACUUGACUGUGUUAAAGGAGGUGCGAAAAAAGAAUUUUCUUCUAAACAAUAUUUCGAUAGAGGACCUGUACGAAAUUUAUGAGGACACCAAAGAGCAGUACCAAGAGAAUUCCUUCAAAAAUCAGUGCCACAAAAUUACCAUUGUCGAUUAUAAAACUCAUUCGUACUUUUGUAACCCCACGCAUUUGAUACAUAUGACAAAUAUGCUAACCGAAAAGGUGAAAGCGAGCGCCCCCGACCAGAAUUUCAACUUUGCCAGCCUCGCCAGCUACUUCGGACUGAACGAAGGAAGAAAGAAAGAGCGGAUAGAAAACUUCGGCCUAUCCGAGUUGAACAAAAUAAUGAUAAAUCACUACAAGGCGAAGAAGAUUAACGUGAGCAGCUCUGCGUGA